CGACUACUUACCGUCAUGCCACUGGCUCGGCUUCCCGAGGAUGUCGAGCGCUACAUCUUUGAGAUUGGGGCAUUCUCAAAUCCACGCUCGAUCUCCACGUAUAUGCUCGUUGCACGACGUGUCAAAAUUUGGCUCGAGCCGCUACUCUACCGGACCCUCGUUACCGGCUCGGAGGCGAUUCCCGCCAUACCCGCUGUCCCACUCCAACGCAUCCUAGAUCUCCCGGACGCUCCUAGAUUCACGGCGCACACGCACAACCUGCUCUGCCACACACUGACUCAGGAGCAAAUCCUCAAGAUCAUCGCCUUGUGCCCCAAUGUCAG
Molecule: messenger RNA, 323 nt
Organism: Mycena citricolor
Lineage: Eukaryota; Fungi; Basidiomycota; Agaricomycetes; Agaricales; Mycenaceae
Source: the annotation of a GenBank genome assembly